Messenger RNA from Tigriopus californicus, 2847 nucleotides. RefSeq lists its product as uncharacterized. The record is from RefSeq and is a predicted model, not a curated record. Gene Ontology annotation, molecular function: protein binding. The transcript is spliced from 7 exons. Lineage: Eukaryota; Metazoa; Arthropoda; Copepoda; Harpacticoida; Harpacticidae. Bases 613 to 2691 code for a protein of 692 amino acids.
UUCAAUCAUUGUUGGCCACCCAAACGGGAGUCUGUAAAGUAUUGACUAUCACGCAACCGCCCUAAAAAUGUACGCUAAAGGCUGUCACUGCUGUGAGAAGAGAAGAGAGUUUUUUUACAUUCGAGCUCCGACACGCCCUGGCCGCCUUCAACGAGUGGGUUCCCAAACUCCAGGGCACACCCUCGGCACUCGUUGUUCAGCUCUGGACCAUCCCUUUGGAGGGCUAACCUUGCCUGUCUUCCCUACCUACAUGUAUACAGCUGAGGUCAACAAGUAUUGUUGUAUUGUCUCGUCUACAUUUGGAUUGGGAGAGGUUGGCGCGUUCUCUCCUCCUCCUCGUCCUCCUCUUCCUUGUUCGUUGCAUGGGCUUGGCCUGAUUAUCCUCUCUCAGUGGAUGGAGCCUCGAGGUUGUGGCCUGCCAUUGGGCAUCAUCCACCCGAAUCAUUUCACGGGCCUGCCUCGGACAUCAAGCGCCAUUCCAAUCAAAUCUGGUCCAGUGGUGUCCAAGUUGGGCUCGUUGACGGACGUUGACGGAAUAGUAGGAUCGAGGAACACGAACCGCCGAAUGUGCUAUUCAAUCAAGUCGAACUGGUCGGGUUGGGUUCAGUCGGUAUGAGUUCUUGGGAUGGGGGCUGGCCACCCCGCCCUGCCCUCUCGACUACAUUGUCGCACGAGGGUUUGGACGGAUUGCAAAACCCGUUAUGGCCGGUGAAUGGCAGCACGUCUUCGUCCUCGUUUCAUUCGGCUUUAUCCGUCACGUCCAUGGAAUCCUGGCCAUCCUUGGGUCCGCUUGUCACGCACGAGGGCCCCUUAGUCAUGGGUUCGUCGAGGCCGUCUAGUCCGUUCUGCCCGCACUGGCUCAGCCUGCCCGAGGAGAUCCACAUCAAGGUCUUGGACCUCUUGGACCCGUCCGACCUUUUGGCGUACGCUCGAACUUGUCAAACCGCCCGGAAAUACGUGGAUAGUCAGCAAGUCUGGAAGCACCAAUGGGUCAAGUUGAGUCGGAAGACCCCGUUCACGUUCUUGUCAAGUCUGUCCUUGGUCGAUUUGGGCGUGAAUUUCAAGGACUCGUGCCGGCGGCUGUGGAAGAUCAUGGUGACCGAAGGCGAGAUCGGCGGGUUGAACCUCAUCAAAUGUGUCUUCUGCAAAGAGUAUACAUGUCUGCCAUCCUGUAUUGAGGAUCGCGUGGCCAAAGUGGCCAUCGAUAUUGGUGGCAAGAUCACCUGGCUGAUCACGCCCUCUUACUCGAUCAAGCGCCAUCUCUCCAUGAUCGCGGUGCCCAAAUUCUUAAAGUGCUAUGAUUGCGACGCCACACUCAAUCGGAGUGACCUCCAAAGCGACCUAGUCAUGCCCAGUCCGCCUGAAUACGCUUAUCACACCCAUCCUGAGCAAAUGCACGAGGUUUAUUGUCGGAGUCGCCAUAUGGCCUCGCACACGGCCUUGGAGUAUUGCUCCCAGCCUUUAUCCGAAAUUUGGCUGCAGCCGCCAUUGAGUCGACCUUUCUGUCUGUUCUGCGAGGACCAAAAGGUCAAUUGGAUGAUUUGCGAGCGCGAAAUCGUGUCCAAUACGAAGAAUAAGAUGAAAAGUGUGCGCCCUCCUUACAUGUCCGGCGAGGAGGAGUUCCUCAACUAUGCGGCUGUGUCGCCCUUGACCAAUGGCUAUUGUCGGGAUACCGGCUUCAUCUUGGGCACCAAUAAUCUCGAUCUGCUGUCUCCCCUGAUCGCCUUGGAGCACGACGACGCUUUCCCCGUAGUUCGGGCGUUUCUCAUCCAUUUGUUCAAGCACUACAAAAUUAUUAAUGACUUGCAACGGCCUUACGUGUCCUUGGUCUUCACACACGCCAAUAUACCUCACACCGUAAAGGAGAAAUUAAUUCAAUUCCUCUUCGAAGAGAUGAAAAUCUCAAGAUUAUGCCUCUUACCCAAGGCUUUGGCCAUUUCCCAACUUUUUGAGAUUAAAACUUGCGUGGUCGUUGAUUCGGGGGCCACCAGCACUUUUGUUUGGGUGGUUCUGGACGGAAAAGUUGACGAAAACCGCACUCAAACCAUGUCUGUGGGUGGAUGGCAUGUUUCCCAGUGCUUGAAGCAAGCCAUGGCUUGGCAAGAGGGUAAAGAUACCUCCGGGGCAACCAUAUCGAGUUUGGAUACGUCAGCGGUGAAACAGAAAUGUAGGCUGACAUUAAACUUGUCCCGCGAAGGUGAUCAUCGCUCCGGUCCGUCCCGAAGCGAGACUCUUCACAUCAAAUCUCAGAAUGACGCUCAAAGAAAACUGGAAAUGACCGAGGUCACCUUUUCCUCGGAGCUGUAUUUGGCUCCGGAAAUGAUGUAUGCCUCUUUAGAUCUGCCGUCCAUGGUCAGAGAGGCUGUCAAAGAACUUCCCGAUUGUGUGCUCAAGGACUGCUUUUCUCAUAUCCUCAUCACAGGAGGGAACACGGAACUUCGGGGAUUCAGCCAGAGAUUGUCUAAUGAUCUAAGGGAGCUCAUGCCCAGUCAUGCUCCCAUCAUCAAUGUAUGUCGCUUUCCUAAUGGAAAUCACUCGUGGAACACGGUGAUGGGUGCUUAUUCUGUCAAAGUUCCUCCACCUUAUGAGAACAUACUUCAGCUUCAUGAACCGGGAACAUCGCUGUGGAUGUCUCGGGAGGAAUAUGUCAUGUUUGGAAGUCAUCAAUUAGCCGGAGAAGCCACCAACUAACAAGGAUAAAAAAAACGGCUUGAACAAUCCAAAGAAGAAAAGGAGCUUUCAGAUAUUUUCUUUUUACAUUUCUCAAAGUUUCUAUUUGCAUAUGUUUUUUAACGUCAAAUUGUUAUUAUGUUAAAUAAGAACACAUAUUUUCUUAUUAAUUCAAAA